This is a messenger RNA of Sciurus carolinensis (gray squirrel), 2187 nucleotides long. RefSeq names its product transmembrane protein 109 (gene Tmem109). Gene Ontology annotation, biological process: intrinsic apoptotic signaling pathway in response to DNA damage by p53 class mediator; cellular response to gamma radiation. The coding region runs from base 322 to 1053 and encodes 243 amino acids. The record is from RefSeq and is a predicted model, not a curated record. The transcript is spliced from 4 exons. Lineage: Eukaryota; Metazoa; Chordata; Mammalia; Rodentia; Sciuridae.
UCCACUGCCCGGUCUACCCACUCGCAGCCUAGAGUCACUUCUCUCCCCUUUCCUGCCUGGGGCUUCCGUUCCCAGCGCCAACACCCGACCCCAUUCUUCUCUCGGUGGGAAGGCUCGGGGGAGAACGCAGUCCAGCGGGCAGGGCGCAUGCGCCCAAGGCGCCCGCUCCGGCGGCGAGCGCGGCUGGCCGGUCUCCGGGCGCAUCCCGCCCUACGCAUGCGCAGACGAUAAACCAACGCCCGGGAGUUGAGGCGCGGAUUUGGUGGCGCGUUUUAGCAAAGUCGCACGUGAAGAUUAGCGGAGGCCGGGGCCGACCCAACAAUGGCAGUUUCGGGCAUCAGUCCACCAGGGGGCAGACACCUGUUUAAAGCCACAUUGCUGGUCCUAGUGGCCCUAAUCCUCCUCCACUUGGCGUCCUCCCAGUCCCACCGAGACUUCGCACCACCAGGUCAGCAGAAGAAGGAGGCCUCAGCCGACCUCUUGACUCAGAUAGGUCGAUCACUGCGGAGGACACUGGACAACUGGGUGGGGCCCGAGACCAUGCACGUGGUCUCAGAGACGCUGUCGCAGGUGAUGUGGGCCAUCUCGUCAGCCAUCUCCGUGGCCUUCUUUGCCCUGUCUGGGAUCGCCGCACAGCUGCUGAAUGCCCUGGGGAUAGAUGGUGACCGCCUCACCCAGGUCCUGAAGCUCAGCCCUGGCCAGGUCCAGACCUUCCUGCUGUGGGGAGCAGGGGCCCUGGUCACCUACUGGCUGCUGUCCCUGCUCCUUGGCUUGCUCUUGGCCUUGCUGGGGCGCAUCCUGGGGGGCCUGAAGGUUGUGAUCUUCUUGGCUGGCUUCGUGGCCCUGGUGAGAUCGGUGCCUGACCCCUCCACCCGGGCCUUGCUGCUCCUGGCCCUGCUGACUCUCUAUGCCUUGCUGAGCCGGCUCACUGGCACCCGAGCCUCGGGGGCUCAAUUGGAAGCCAAGGUGCGAGGGCUGGAGCGCCAGGUGGAAGAGCUGCGCUGGCGACAGAGGCGAGCGGCCAAGGGGCCCCGGAGUGUGGAAGAGGAGUGACAGGAUGCCCCACGGUGCCACCUGUACUGUACCAAAGAGCUGAGCUGUUCCUGGUCGCACAGCCCUCUUCGCAGCCCCUGCCCUUUCCCCGCCCUCUGGACCUUCAGAAUCUUUAUCCCGGCCCCAGCCCCCACCGCUCCUCCGUCUGCCGAGGCUGUUCCUGGGGGCUUAGCUCUCCUAAGCCUCUCUGCUCCCAGUCCGUCUCCACCAGGGCAGGUCUGGGGCCUCCACCCUGGCUUCGUGUCCGCCCUCAGCCUACACUGCUGCUGCCGGCCCCGGGCUUCCCUGGCUCCCCUCUGCUGUGCCUGGCUGCCCCCCAAAGCUCUGGCUUUUUGACCUAUGCAGCUUCAGCCCCCUUCCUUUUUCUCUUCCCUCCAGCCCUGUACUCACUAAACCACAGUCCCUAGGGGCCUGCUCCUGUCCUCAUGGCCCAGCAGCAGGAAGAGGCAGGGGACAUGGGACCUGAGGAUGAGGGAGGAGAAUUGGGGUCCUCAGAGGCCUGUGGGGCUUGGGGAAACGGUGGACCUUAGUCUGUUUCAAGUGCCUUAAUCCGAGCCAGCAGGGCCCUCUGCUGGCCGAUGCCAUACCGUACGUAGGAGUGUGCUGUGGCUGCUUUGUGUGCAGAAGAGAGAGUCCCUCAGAAGCUUGAUUUCUCUUCAGCCAAAGCAAGAGAUGGCUGCUGCCUCAUAGACCUGUGUCCACCCAUGGGGCCCUGUCAGGUGCUCUCUGGGGAUCUCAGAGACCCUGAAGGAGGCAGGAGGAGCCACCUCCUUGUCUGCACAGUGGCAAACCAUUCUGUUCUGUUGUCCUUCCACUCCUGCCAUCAGGAGCAGUUGCUGGUCAGUGUCUGCCCCACAGCUGGGAAGGGACAGGGUGGGCCUGCCGCUGACCCCUCUCCAUCGGGGCACUCACUCUUGGUAGUUAGGGGUCACUUCUUCCUGUGAGGCCCUGGCGGAGGUAGGAGUCCUCUGCCAGCCUGGCACCGAUGUGAAGAAUCCAUGCCCAGUUCUCACUAUCGAGGUUUGAUGUGGAAUCACGACUGCAGUGAUAUAUAUUUUUUCAGCGCUUGGUUGGUUUUAAAUAAACUGCACGCUAUUUUAUUAUCUUGUUCUGAAUAAAAUGUAUUUACUCAAA